Messenger RNA from Cotesia congregata, 1518 nucleotides. Lineage: Eukaryota; Metazoa; Arthropoda; Insecta; Hymenoptera; Braconidae. The record is from the annotation of a GenBank genome assembly.
AUGAGUUACAUGUGUGGAAAAUUGUGUUCAGCUAUCUUGUUACAACACUUUGGAGAAACGGUUGAAAGUGUAGGAGAUUGUUUAUUUAAAAACAAUAAACAAACAGUACCUUUUAUUAUAAGCAAACUUCGUCUUCCACCAAACAAGGUUAGAGAGUCACUGUGUGUUUUGAUUAGAUUUGGAUUAGUUUCAUAUGAACAAGAAGAAAAGGAGCCUAUUCGAUAUGUACUUGAUUAUGAUAAAGUAUUAAAUAUUUUACGGUAUUCAAGAUUCAUGUUGUUUAUAAAAAAAUGCAGCGGAGAUGAAAGCGAAAUAAUGUUUGAAGAAGUGUUAAAAAAUGGAUAUGAAACCGCGUCUCAAGUUAUAAUCAGAGCGUAUGAAAAAAUAUCAAAAGUUAACAAAAUACCUUCUGUCGAGUUAUUGUAUGAGCAAUUUCAAACAAUGGUAAAAAAUCAAUUUUUGAUACGGAAUACCCCAGAAAAUAAUAAAAAUGACAAGACUUCGUCAAUCGGGAACACGGAUUUUGAUGUUCCAAAAUUAAAUUUAGAGGAAAUUCAAAAAAUUGUAGAUAAGGCAAUCAAUUCUGAGGGUAAAACUGGUUUUAGUGAUGACAAUAUCUACUGGAAAGUUAAUUUUGAUAGAUUGAUUCAAGAUUUAAGAGAUGAAAUAAUUGUAGAAACAGUCGGAAGGAUUUAUGAUAAUGAUGCUGCUGAGUUGAUGCGUCGUCUGAUUUUUUUAAUGUACACGCGGACAGCAUCUUGGGCGCCAACAUCAAAUCCAAUUCCUUUUCACGAAAUCAGAGAAGAUAUCAGAAAAUUAAAUAUUCCUAAACUUACUCAAUACCUCGAUCAAUAUUUACAAAUAAUUGUUGAAGAUUCAAGGAGAUUUGUAAAACGUGUUGGUGAUUCAGGUGGUGGACAAUUCAGUAUUGAUGUGAAAGAAAUAAUGUCUCAACUUGCUUGGGCCACUGUAGAAAAUGUUGUCUUGGAACGAUUUGGCUCCAAAGCUGCUAGGAUAUUCAGGUUGGUUCGGCAUGAAAAAUUUAUAGAAGAAGAUAAAAUUAAACAGAUUGCAAUGAUGCCUGAAAGAGAAAUUAAAGAACUGAUGUAUAUAUUGUUAGACAAAAACUAUUUACAAGUUCAAGAAGUAAAGAAGUCAACCGCUCCGACUGCUCCAAUGAAAGGGAUAUUUUUAUUACACAUUAAUUUUAACCAUGUGGUACGCAUGGUUGUUGAACAUUGCUAUCAUGCAUUGUACAAUACAAUCCUCAGGCGGAAUCAUGUUACGACUACCAAUGACUCUCUUAUGGACAAACAUUUACGUCUAGAAACAGUUUUAAGUAAUUUAGAGGCAAUGAAUGCUGACCCAGCACAAAUAGAUCAGGUCAGACUUCUAUUGACACCUGCUGAAAAAAUUCAGGUGGACAAAGUUAAAACUACCACUAAAACAUUAGGAACCGCAGAGUUAUUCAUCGAAGAUACGUUAUUUUUAUUAAAAAUGUAUUUACGUUAUCACUGA